AUGGCUGACUCGCCUUGUCCGCAUUGUCAACUUUUCGGCAAACCUUUAGCACGAAUCAAUUUUAUAAUUAUCGCGGGUUCAUCGAACAGUAUGGUGUAUCAACGAGUCAAACAUCUUAUCAGAGAUUCUUCAGGAAUAAAUUCGCCAGUGCAGGAUAUCAAUUACACCAAUUAUGAUUCUUUGAUGAAUAUCAGUGAUCAGCUGUUCAAUCAUCAAACCCAUGAAGAAGUUGUGGAUCCAUCCAAAUCACUCUCGACAGAGAAAUGUUGCCAUGGACUCGAAGUUUUUCCGAUUGGUAUAAGUGAUGUAUUGGAUUCUGCUCAAUUACAAAUAUUUAAAAAAGAUAUUCUAAAUUUACUUGAACUAAAAGCUGACGAAGAUGUACAAACUAAAGAUAAAAUAGCUGAACCUGCCAGUUGGAUUAUGAUGAAUGGAUCUGUAUGUUUAGAGCCAGCAUUACUUAAUGUGCUUCUUCAAUUAAAAGAUGAGAAUCUUUCAUUAGUUAAUUUCAGUUUCGCGGUUCUUUGUUUACUGGUCAACGAACAACGACUGUUUAUCAAUUGGCUAUCCCUUACUGAAUCUAUUGAAGAAUAUCGCACAAAAGCUUACCCUGAAUACAGUGAACGCAUUAAACGAUUUUUCUCUUUGUUGCAUUCUUCAACUCGUCUCCAACAGAACACAUUACUUGUAGAAGAAAACGAGGAAUUAACAGAUAAAAAGUUGCGAGGCUUACUAGAAGACCUCUUUCGAAAUCAAACAUCUCAACACCGCGCUAUUCAUGCUCGACUUCGUUCUAAUAUGUCCAAAUUAUUACAACCUCGCCGUCGAACAGUACGUGAUAUACGUGCUGUAAGAGGUAAUUUACAGAAAGACUAUCAGCGUAGUGCUGCUGAUCUAUUAAAACUGCUUCUUAGUAAUCUACGAGAACCCAGCACAGCUGAAGAUACUGUUCGUCGGGUAGUUCGGUUGGUGCUCGAUGGAUUCGAACUUAUGAGUGUAGAAGAAAGACGACCUUACUUUCGACAAUUAAUGUGCGGUGUUCGAUCCACUGAUGCUAGAAAUUCCAAUACAAUCACUGCACAAAUGAUUCAUUACGCUCUUCGAUUACUUGAAAACUAUCAGGAUGCGUCAGUACCACUUAUAUAUUCAAUCACUCUGACUAUUUGCCGAUUAAGUUGUCAUUUUAUUUUUCGUCAUGAAUUAUUUAAUAAUACACCUGAAAUAUACACAUUGUCUAUGUUACUUGUUACUCAACGGCACUAUGCUCUUACUAUAGGUGGUCUCCGACUAUGUUCAAUGAUUUUGGAUGCUGAUCUAAAUGAACAUAAAUAUGCUAUUGCUUACUUAAAACAUGAUCCAUUAGCAUCAAGAAAAAUUUUAGAUGCAAUCAAAUGGCUUCUGUCACCAUACACACACUUACAAACUCUCUGGACACAAAAAUCGGAGCACGAAAUAGAUUCUGAGUGA
Molecule: messenger RNA, 1467 nt
Organism: Rotaria sp. Silwood1
Lineage: Eukaryota; Metazoa; Rotifera; Eurotatoria; Philodinida; Philodinidae
Source: the annotation of a GenBank genome assembly